Vitis riparia (riverbank grape) is the source of this 2688-nucleotide messenger RNA. Its product is annotated as 5'-3' exoribonuclease 3-like. Gene Ontology annotation, biological process: nuclear-transcribed mRNA catabolic process. The record is from RefSeq and is a predicted model, not a curated record. The transcript is spliced from 24 exons. Gene Ontology annotation, cellular component: nucleus. Gene Ontology annotation, molecular function: 5'-3' RNA exonuclease activity; RNA binding. The coding region runs from base 1 to 2688 and encodes 895 amino acids. NCBI's taxonomy places the organism in Eukaryota, Viridiplantae, Streptophyta, Magnoliopsida, Vitales, Vitaceae.
AUGGGUGUACCAUCAUUUUACAGAUGGUUGGUGAACAAGUAUCCGGAGAUCGUUGUGAGAGCUGUAGAAGAUGAAAGGGAGUCAAGCUCAGCAAACCCAAAUGGCAUAGAGUUUGAUAACCUCUAUCUUGAUAUGAAUGGGAUCAUCCACCCUUGUUUUCAUCCCGAGGAUCAAAUUUUCCCUCCAACAACAUUUGAAGAAGUGUUCAACAACAUGUAUGAAUACAUCGAUAGGAUUUUCAGCAUCGUAAGACCACGCAAGCUAUUAUAUAUGGCCAUUGAUGGGGUUGCACCACGCGCUAAAAUGAAUCAACAACGACGCAGACGUUUUCAAACGGCAAAAGACAAUGAAAUUGCCGAAGCUGAGGAGCAGAGGCUGAGAAGGCAAUAUGAAAUGGAAGGUAAACCACUUGUUCCAAAGCAGGAAUCUCAAGUUUCAGACCCCAACAUCAUCACCCCAGGAACUGUAUUUAUGCAUGAGGUGUCAAAGGCACUUCAACAAUACAUUUGUUCACGAAUGAAGCAUGAAGCUGGCUGGAAAGAUUUAAAGGUAAUUCUCUCUGAUUCUAACGUCCCGGGGGAAGGGGAGCAUAAGAUAAUGUCAUUUAUACGCUUACAGCGCAGUCUUCCUGAUUAUAAUCCAAAUACCCUUCACUGCCUAUAUGGUCUGGACGCUGAUCUGAUAAUGUUAGCUUUGGCAACACAUGAAGUUCAUUUUUCAAUAUUGAGAGAGGAUGUGCUCACAUUGGAGCAGAGAGGUAGCUGUGAAUCGGCAGUAGAAACCAAAACCAGCCCUCCAAAAGCCAAUUCAAGUUUGUUUCUCCAUGUCUGGAUCCUGAGAGAAUAUUUGGAGUUGGACAUGAAGAUCUCUGAUCCUCCAGAGAAAUUGAAGGAGAUCAAUUUCGAGCGCAUAGUUGAUGAUUUUAUCUUCCUAUGCUUUUUUUUAGGAAAUGAUUUUCUUCCCCACAUGCCUACCUUGGAAAUUCAUGAGGGAGCUAUUGAUUUAUUGAUGACCGUGUACAAGAAAGAGUUCAAGAAUAUAGGAGGCUACAUGGUUGAUAUGGAACGGAUUGAAGAAAAGAAAGGAAGUUUUGUCAAACUAAAACGGGUUGAGAAGUUCAUCCUUCUUGUUGGUACCAAUGAGGAAAAGAUAUUUAAGAAAAGAAUGGCACUACGAGACAGCAAACUCAGAUGGCUUCUAUGUGAAAAUUCAGACAUUUUUACGAAUAAUGAAGAAGACCAGAGUUGCAAUUUGGAGAUUGGUUCAACAAACAGGGGUUGUACAUCUCCCAGUGGAAAAGCAAGAUCAUCUUCUUCAGUAGAAAAUCUUGGAACUUCCAGUGGGACAGAAUAUUUAAUUACUGAUAAGUCUGAACUAGCAACAUUCUAUACCAAAGAAAUGAAGAAGAGGUUGAAAGAAAACAUUCGAGCAAAAUCAGAUCUGUGGAGAAGUGGUUCACUUGGAAUCGACAGAGUUAGAUUGGGUCAUCCGGGGUGGAAGGAAAGGUACUACAAGGAGAAAUGUUCUUGUGACACCUCUCAGGGGAUUGAAAGCACAAGGAAGGAACUAGUUCAGAAGUACACUGAAGGACUAUUAUGGGUUCUCCAAUAUUAUUUCUCAGGAGUUCCAUCUUGGACCUGGUUCUAUCCAUACCAUUAUGGUCCAUUUGCAUCUGAUUUUAAGGGUCUUUCUCGAGUUAAAGCCAAGUUUGAAAAAGGUUCACCAUUUAAACCGUUUGAUCAACUCAUGGGUGUUCUUCCUCCUAGCAGUGCCCAUGCUCUUCCCAAAGCCUAUCAGCCACUCAUGAUCGAUGAGGACUCCAACAUCAUUGAUUUUUAUAAUACUAAUUUUGAAGUUGACACAGAUGGAAAGCGAUUUAUAUGGCAGGGUAUCUGCAAGCUUCCUUUUAUAGAUGAAGCACGACUUCUAGCCGAGACUAGGAAGCUAGAGAAGGAACUUGAGGAACAAGAGGCAGUUAGGAAUGCAAGAAGUUUUGACCAGCUGUUCUUGAGAUUCUCAGACAAGUUACGCUCAUUUUAUACCGAACAGGUUUCCUGCAGGAAACCAAACAAAACAGCCAAGAUUGAUAGUAAUUUCAGUUUGGGAAUAAACUGCUUUGAUAAUAAUGGCUUGAAUAUGAUGAACUCCACUUGCCUUGAUAAGAAUUUGGAAAACAUUCAAGAAGAUGAUGUCAUAAGCAUGCUUUAUGAAGUGCCCAAUGGCUGUCUACAUAUUCCUCGUCCACUUGAGGGGACAAUAUUCCCCUUUAAGACAAUAACCGAAGCUGACAUAGAGGAGACACAACUUUGGCAUGAAUACAAGGGUAGCAAACCCCCUGUCAAAUUUCGAGGACAUGAAGGGUUUGGACCAGCAAUUAACAGGCUGAAAUCUAAAGCAUGUGGUUCAUCUACCAUAUCUGCAGCUAGUGGAUUAAGUGUUGCAAGGGCAGGUUGGAGUAAUAGAAGGGAAGAUCACAAUCCUCUUAUCCUGAGAUGCAGUGGGAAUUUCAGGCUCCAGUCCCUUACUGCUUGGCUUCAUGCCCUUUACUGCUUGGCUCCAUCCCCUGUACUGUUUGGCCCCAUGCAGCAACUUGGAAUGGAACAAGCAUGCUACUCUGUGUGUAAGCGUCCACUUAGAAUUGCACAUGCACCAUCUUCAUUUCUGUCUUAUCAGUUCCUUAAUCAAUAA